UUAUGGUAAUUUUAUCGUUUUCGUGUUUUUAUAUGAACAGCAUCGUGAGAUUACUUUGCAAACAAGAGUGUGAAAACUAAAUAAUGUUCGAAUUAUUGGAGUAACAGCAGUGAAAGUGUUAAAACCAUGUUCUGAUCCAGUUUCAUAACAUUUUGUUAACAAAGGUCGCCGGAACAAAGGAACUGUAUUGAAUCUCAUGCCAUUUAUUGAAUAACCAUCAGCAGUAGUAAUACUGAGGAAGUAGCUACCACAUGUUUCGCGAUAAAAUUCAUCACAAAUGAUUCGCUUUUUAACGUUGCACCUAAUUUUCCCCGCAGCGCUUGCACAAAUUGAUAAGAGACCUGUAGUCCACUUACCAAAAGACCUUGGUGAUCUCAUGGCUAAAACAACUUACGAUUGUAUGUUAAUAUUCCGAACCCCAAGUAGCGCUAUCAAACACUUGUAUGAGCUCAAGUUCCCGGAUGACGAAGUGACCAAACAGUUUCUGUUUUGCGUUUGUUACACGACGUACCUGGCAGACGAGAACGGUCACUUAACCGAAACAAUGCUGAGACUUUUUGAUGACAGCGACUACGAGGAGGACGUUAAAAAGGUUUUUGAAUCAUGUAAUAAAAUUAAAAGAAGGAAAUCCAUUCGGACGCUGUAUGACGUGGUCAAAUGCUUUCAUGAAAAUUCACCAGUUAUAUUAGGCCCACCAUUAAUACGAUAUUAA
Messenger RNA from Papilio machaon (common yellow swallowtail), 712 nucleotides. RefSeq lists its product as uncharacterized. Lineage: Eukaryota; Metazoa; Arthropoda; Insecta; Lepidoptera; Papilionidae. The record is from RefSeq and is a predicted model, not a curated record. The transcript is spliced from 2 exons. Gene Ontology annotation, molecular function: odorant binding. The coding region runs from base 278 to 712 and encodes 144 amino acids.